CCGGCGUCUUUCGCCGGCUGAGGUAUAUAAAAUGAUCCAUCGGUCGUGUUGGAGUCCAUCCGUCGUCAAACUUCCACAACAACAUGUUCCGUCUUAGCGUUCUGCUGACCAUCGGUCUGGCCGUUUCGGCCCUCGGCAACGUAAUGUCGCCCGAGUACUACGAAUGGGCCGGACGUAUCGUUGGUGGCCAGAACGCCGGAACGAACCAGUUCCCUUACCAGGUUUCGCUUCGCUCGUCGGGCAAUGCUCACUUCUGCGGUGGCUCGAUCAUCAACAACCGCUACGUGCUGUCGGCUGCUCACUGCACGAUCGGACGUACUACCGGUAACACGAUCUCCGUCGUUGGUGCCCUCUUCCUGAACGGUGGCGGUAUUGCCCACAGCACGGCCCGCAUCGUCAACCACCCGAGCUACAACGCCAACACGCUCGCCAACGAUGUGUCGCUGGUGCAGACCGCUAGCUUCAUCACGUACACUGCCGCUGUGCAGCCAAUCGCGCUCGGAACGAACUUCGUCACCGGCGGUGGAGCCGUUGCUUCCGGUUGGGGCCAGCUUGGAGCCAACAUCGGUAUCCCGAACCAUCUGCAGUUCCUGAACACCCAGAUCAUUACCCUGGCCGAUUGCCGCAACCGUCACACCACUGCCAACGCUAACCGUGUCUUCGACUCGACCGUCUGUACGCUCAGCCCGAGCGGCCAGGGCAUGUGCAUGGGAGACUCUGGUGGCCCGCUGGUCCAGGGUGGUGCUCUGCACGGUAUUGUCUCGUGGGGUAUCCCGUGCGGUCUCGGCAUGCCCGAUGUGUUCGCUCGCGUCUCGUCCUUCGUCGGCUGGAUCAAUGCCAACGCUGCUGGUAUAAAAAUAGGCGAUCACAUCUUGGCGGAAAUCAAUUGCUAUUUCGAUAGGAAAGGAAACGUGUUUGCAAGUAAAAUGUAUCGCAAAGCAGUUGCAGCCGUUGCACUGGUGCUUGGCUUCCUGGCGGUAGCCGUCAGUGGCGAUCUAGCGACCUCGGAUCCUCUUUACCAGCAGUGGAAGGGACGUAUCGUCGGUGGAACUUACGCGCGGGAUGGAGACUUUCCGUAUCAGGCCUCGUUCCGUACUACGGAUGGUAUGCACAUUUGCGGUGGUGCCGUGCUGAACCAGCAGUGGGUCAUUACGGCUGGCUCGUGUAUGUUUGGUCGUACGACCAGCGAUACUCGGGUGGUUGUUGGCGCCUAUCGUCUGAGCCAGGGAGGCUUCAACCUGGGGCUGCGACGCAUCAUCAUCCAUCCAAACUUUGCGGCACAAACGCUGGCCAAUGAUGUUGCGGUGGUGCGUGUAUCUACGCUGAUGGUGCUAAGUGACGCCGUACAGGGUGUGCAGCUUGGUUCGUACAAUGUGAACGUGGCGUACGGAGCACUGGUGUCCGGUUGGGGUCGUACUGAGUUCUCCAAUCCUCAGUUCCCGGAUAACUUACAGUACAUUGCGGUGAACGUCAUUUCUCAGCUGGAAUGCCGUGCUCGGUUUACCGCCCCCUAUGAUGCACGAAUCUACGACUCGACCCUGUGCAGCAGCAGUCCAAUCGGUCAGGGAACUUGCCUCGGCGAUGCGGGCAGUCCGUUGGUGCACGGUGCCGAACUUCAUGGCAUUGUGUCGUGGGGUAUCCCGUGUGGUGAAGGCUAUCCGGAUGUUUAUGCUCGUAUCUCGUCCCACCGCGGUUGGAUUCUUGCGCACACUCUCAUUUAAGGCGCAGGUGUAGGUUAAUGUUAGGGUAGUGAGCAGUGAAUGGUGUGAACAAUAUAUCAAAAUACCAAUGUUCAAAUGUUUGGUUUAACAUACCCGGUCGCCUAC
Messenger RNA from Anopheles stephensi (Asian malaria mosquito), 1826 nucleotides. Its product is annotated as polyserase-2-like. Bases 84 to 1721 code for a protein of 545 amino acids. Gene Ontology annotation, biological process: proteolysis. The record is from RefSeq and is a predicted model, not a curated record. NCBI's taxonomy places the organism in Eukaryota, Metazoa, Arthropoda, Insecta, Diptera, Culicidae. The transcript is spliced from 5 exons. Gene Ontology annotation, molecular function: serine-type endopeptidase activity.